AUGCGUUACACUCUCCUUCUCGCCGCUCUCGCCGCUGGCUGCGUCAAUGCCGUUGAAAAGGAUGUCUAUGUGACCGACUGGACCACCGUCACGGUGACCACGACAGUCACCGCUCCCGCGGUCACUGAGACUGUGCAGCCGCCGCAAGUGCAGAUCCAACAGGCUCAGCCCACCUCUGCUGCACCCGCUGUGCAAAGUGUCGUGGCCUCCGAGCCGGCCCCGGCCGUGCAGGAGAUCGUCACCUCGAGUGCCCCUGCUCCGGCGCCGGCUCCCGUGGAGACUCAGGCGGCCCAGGAACCGGCACCCGCUCCGGUGCAGGAGCCAGCCGUUGUCACCACCGAGGCACCUGUCCCCGUGGAGACGGUGGCCGCCAUGUCCACCUCGUGGUCCUCUGCCUGGACCUCCACCUUGUCCGUCGCUCCCGCCAGUGCCCCUACUGAGGCUCCCUCGACCGCCGGUGCCCCCGCGGGCAACUCGUACCAGUCCGCGGUUCUGUACAACCACAACAUCCACCGCAGCAACCACUCCGCCUCCUCCGUGGACUGGUCCGCCGACCUCGAGGCCAGCGCCAAGGUUCUGGCCUCCCGUUGUGUCUACGAGCACGAUGUUUCCAUCCCCGGUGGUAGCAUUGGCGCUGGUGACUACGGUCAAAACAUUGGUUACGGUGUCGAGGCCGGUGACAUUGGUGUCAUGAUCACCAACCUGAUGUACAAUGACGAGAUCAACUACUUCCCCACCCCCUAUGGCUCCGCGGAUCCCGACAUGGGCAUGUUCGACAAGUGGGGUCACUUCUCUCAGAUCGUCUGGAAGGAAACCACCCACGUGGGCUGCGCGACGGUGACUUGCCCCAGCCUGGGCAACGUGGACUCCAGCAUGGCUCUGCCCUUCACGGUCUGCAAUUACUACCCGCCUGGCAAUGUGCAGUCCCAGUACGGUGACAAUGUGCUGGCUCCCCUCCGACAACAGACCUACGUGGCCUAG
Messenger RNA from Penicillium oxalicum, 981 nucleotides. RefSeq names its product CAP domain-containing protein. The transcript has 2 exons. The record is from RefSeq and is a predicted model, not a curated record. The coding region runs from base 1 to 981 and encodes 326 amino acids. Lineage: Eukaryota; Fungi; Ascomycota; Eurotiomycetes; Eurotiales; Aspergillaceae. Gene Ontology annotation, cellular component: extracellular region.